Messenger RNA from Meyerozyma guilliermondii ATCC 6260, 1971 nucleotides. Its product is annotated as phosphatidylinositol-3-phosphatase. The transcript has a single exon. NCBI's taxonomy places the organism in Eukaryota, Fungi, Ascomycota, Pichiomycetes, Serinales, Debaryomycetaceae. Gene Ontology annotation, biological process: dephosphorylation. Gene Ontology annotation, molecular function: phosphatase activity. Bases 1 to 1971 code for a protein of 656 amino acids. The record is from RefSeq and is a predicted model, not a curated record.
AUGAAUGCUUUCACGGUUGAAAACGUGGCCCUUUCACGACGUGGCUACCGUAUUGAAGGAAAAUUAGUGGUUUUAGACCACCAUAUGGUGUUUCAGUUUCAAAGUGAAGAUCAGCCAAAUACUCCACGAGAAAUAUGGAUUUGUUAUCCGAUGAUAGAAAGCAUACAUAAGUCCCGAGGAUCAUCGUGGAUGGCCAACAAUGCCAGCGAAGGCAAGGAACUACCUGGUGGACAAGAUCAUUACGUUUCUUCACAUAUUCAUCUACUGUGUAAAGACUUCACCUACUACUGGUUUGAUUUUGUCAACGACGAGAUUUGCAGUGACACUUUUGCCAAGUUAAGCGAAAAUAUGGCUCAGGAAGCAUCAAAAUUUUAUGCAUUCGACUAUACAAGAAACGCGUUGGAAGAAAAGCUCGAUGAAAACGGAUGGUCACUCUAUGACGAGAACUCAGAAUAUGCACGGCAAGGACUUAAAAGUGACCACUGGAGGACCACGGAGAUCAAUGACGACUACAAGUUCUGUCCCUCAUAUCCCACAGUCUUGAUAGUUCCGGCAUCGAUUUCUGAUAACGUAGUGAACCACGCGGGAAAGUUUCGUUCAAAACAGCGUAUACCUGCCGUUGUGUAUCGACACAGGGGCAAUUCCAAUCAUAAUGUGAUCGCGCGGUGUGCCCAACCAUUAGUUGGUAUUAAUAUUCAAAACAGAUCGUUACAGGACGAAAAGUUAAUCUCAGAAAUAUUCAAGACCCAGGAACGAGAACGCACCAGUACCCUUGCUUCGGAUGAUGAGCUUCAAGAUCAGCCCCAGCGCAAUUUGAUUGUAGAUCUACGGCCCAUAAGCAACGCCAUGGCACAGCAUGCGCUUGGCGCAGGCACAGAGAACAUUGACAAGUAUAGAGAGAGUUUGGCCAAGACGGAAACCGACUCGAAAACAUCGCUCCGGCCGCUUGAUAAAAUCUUUGGGAACAUAGAUAACAUCCAUGUCAUAAGGGAUUCUUUGACGAAACUAACCAACGUUUUACGUGAUUUGGACAAGCGUUCCACCCCUACGUCUACGUCCGACUUGACACGGGCAGCUCACCUCCAGCAGCAACUUACGAAAACCCUGUGGCUUAACCGCAUUGCCAUAAUCUUGCAAUCUGUUGAUAGAAUCACAAAGUCGAUCCACUUGAAUAAUACCAAUGUGAUCAUACAUUGCUCAGAUGGAUGGGAUCGCACGUCUCAAGUAUCGGCUCUUCUGCAGCUAUGUCUUGACCCAUACUUCAGAACGCUCAAAGGAUUCAUGAUUUUGAUCGAGAAGGAAUGGGUUAGCUUUGGCUACAAAUUCAAAACCAGAGCUGACCAUGGACGAUGCAUCGGUGCCAUAAUUCCGGCAAACGAUGAAAAGACAUACAAUGGCAAUGGACCAGGAGAAUCAGGUCCCGGGACUCAGGCUCGUGUUGCAUCGUUUUUCCAAAAAGCUGCACAUCAUAUAAAAACUUCUGCAGCGGCUGCAGCUGCAGCAGCAGCUGCAUCCUCCCCUUCCAGCUCCACAGCCGACCUCAACCAAUCUCCUGACCCAAUGGUGAAUACCUAUUCGGGAAGCUCAGAACGAUCUCCAGUGUUCCAUCAGUUUCUUGACUGUGUUUAUCAGAUAUAUCGCCAGUGUCCCACAGCAUUUGAGUUCAAUAGCAGGUUUCUUAAAAGACUCUUUUACCAUCAUUAUUCGUGCCAGUAUGGAACGUUUUUGGCAAAUACAGAGCAAGAGUAUAUGAAGACCAAAGAAUUGACGGUUUCGGCAUGGGACUAUUUCAGGUCUCGGCCCAACGAGUUCGUCAAUCGACAGUAUGACGCAGAGACUACAGAUGUACUUUUCUUCAAUUAUUCCGAUGUGAAAUGGUGGUACGAAUUGUACGGCAGAUCUGACGAGGAAAUGAACGGCUUGUCGAAUUCUUUGGACAGAAAGUUCAAGCAAAUGAAGCUUCAAAAGUAG